Rhipicephalus microplus (southern cattle tick) is the source of this 4992-nucleotide messenger RNA. RefSeq names its product neuroligin-4, Y-linked. NCBI's taxonomy places the organism in Eukaryota, Metazoa, Arthropoda, Arachnida, Ixodida, Ixodidae. The record is from RefSeq and is a predicted model, not a curated record.
AAGCGGCCAUGGUUCCCAGGUUGCGGCGAGGACCGUCGUCUGCGACGACAAUCGAGAUGGCGGGUGGCAUCGCAAGUCUCGUCUUCGUGUUCCGCACGCCAUGAAGACGGCGGCGGGUGGCUGGCGGCCGGCCGCCUUGUGUGUGCUCCUGCUCGCGCUGGCCGCCGCGGCCGAGUUCACGCGCCUCAGCUCGCGCACGGUGACGACCAAGUACGGCGCGCUCAAGGGCUACAUCGAGACGCCCGUGCCGCCCGGCACGCAGGGCCAGCAGUCCUCCCGCCAGCAGCAACUGCAGCCCGUCGAGGUGUUCCUGGGCGUGCCGUAUGCGGCGCCUCCGACGGGGGCCAUGCGAUUCAUGCCCCCCGUGUCGCCGGCCCACUGGAGUGGCGUCCGCAUGGCCGACCGGCUGGCGCCCGUGUGCCCGCAGCGGCUGCCCGACAUCGGCUCCGAGAGCGAGGCCGUCAAGCGCAUGCCCCUGGGAAGGCUCGAGUACCUGCGCCGCCUGCUGCCGCACCUGCAGCGGCACAGCGAGGACUGCCUCUACCUCAACAUCUACACGCCCGCCAUCGUGGGCCGAGACGCUGUGAGGCUUCCAGUGCUGAUGUUCAUCCACGGCGAGUCGUACGAAUGGAACUCCGGCAACCCGUACGACGGUACCGUUAUGGCCUCGGCCGGAAAUGUGGUGGUGGUCACCAUCAACUUCCGUCUCGGCAUCCUCGGCUUCCUUCCGGCGAUGGGGAACAGCGCGCGGGCCAACAACGGCCUGCUGGACCAGAUCGCGGCCCUGCACUGGAUCCGCGACAACAUCGCCGAGUUUGGCGGUGACCCUGCCAACGUGACGCUCGCUGGCCACGGCACGGGCGCCGCUAUGGCACACCUGCUCCUGCUGGCGCCCAUGGCCCAGUCGCUGGUGCACCGCGCCCUCCUGAUGUCCGGCUCGGCGCUCAGUCCGUGGGCGCUGGCCCGCGACGCGCACGCGCACGCGCGUCACGUGGCCCGCGCCCUGGACUGCCCCGUGGCCGAAGAAGAAGGGCUGGUCGAGUGCCUGCGGCUGCGACCGGUGGGAGACCUGCUGCGUGUGCCCCUGUCCGUGCCCGACCACCUGAGCGCGUUCGGCCCCACCGUGGACGGCAUCGUGUUGCGCGCCGAGCCCCUGGAGCUGACCGAGUCGCUCGCCUCGUCGGGCCGCCGCCUCGAGCUGAUGAUGGGCGUGUCGCGGUUCGAGUCGUACUUCUUCGUGAGCGCCUCGGAGGAGAAGUACGGCAUUGAGGCGGACCGGCGGGACCGGCUGCUGCGCACGCUGGUGCGCAACCUCUUCUCCUUCCACCAGCAGGAGAUAUUUCUCACCAUCGUCAACGAGUACACCGACUGGACGAAACCCUUCCAGCACCCGCUCAACAUCCUGGACAGCACGGGCGAGGCCGUGGGUGACGCCCUGGUGGUGGCUCCGCUGGUGCGCACUGCGGGCCUCCUGUCCCGCGCCGCUGCCACCUUCCUGUACGUGUUCGCGCACCAGGCCGAGCUCUCGUCGGACUACCCGAGCCGGCUCGGAUGCGUGCAUGGCGAGGAAUUGGCCUUCGUGUUCGGCGCGCCGCUCGUCGCCGCGCUUGGACACUUCGGCCGCAACUAUAGCAGGCAAGAGCAGGCGCUCGCCGAGGCCACCGUCUCGUUCUGGACGAACUUCGUCAAGUUUGGGGACCCCAGCUACACGGGCCACAGCGGCGGUCUGACCGGGAGCGAGCUGCAUGCCAAAGGGCGCUUCGAGCGCAUCGCUUGGCCACCUUACGAGCCGGCGCACCAGAAGUACCUACUCAUCGGGUUGAAGCCCAAGGUGAAGGACCACUACCACGCGCACCGACUGUCGCUGUGGCUGCACCUGAUACCGCAGCUGCACCGGCCGGGCGCCCCCGAGGCGCACCACUUGCUCGAGGACCACGACAACCCACUCAGCUACGACGGCCACGUGCGCUCCCUGGAUGGCACGGCGCCCGCGUCCUCCUCGUCGUCUUCUUCCACGGCGCCCAGCAGCAGCACCAGCAGCAGUAGCAGCAGCGCCGCCCCGCUGUCACCAGCGCCCGGCGUGCCGCAGGCAUCGCAGCGUCAUGGGCGGUGCUCGCAGGGCAACGAGAGCGGCGCGUGGCCCGCCGAGGCGGCGUCCACGGCGAGGCCCCUGUGGGAGCCGCUGUCCGGCGGCGGGUACUCGACCGCGCUCAGCGUCACCAUCGCCGUCGGCUGCUCGCUGCUCGUGCUCAACGUGCUCAUCUUCGCGGGCGUCUACUACCAGCGGGACAAGACGCGACUCGAGGCGAAGCUACACAAGCGCAGCUACAAGCUGGCCAAGCCCGGUGAGCCACCCCACCUGACCACCGCGGGCGGAAAGCCACUUGCGCUGCGCGCGCCUCCCCCGUCGCCCGUGGGGCCCGCCGGUGGCGCUGGCGGCGGCAACGCUGCCACGCUGCCGCCCAAGGCGCCGCCGCCGAUGCCCGAGGCACAGCCGCUGCUCGCGCAGGGCGCCAGCCUCGCGAGGCUCGUUCUGCGCAGCCGACCGCCAGAGCCUCAAGAGAACGUGUGUGUGAUGCAGUGGAGGAAGCCUGGCUGCCUGCCCCCGUCUGGAGCCCCCGGCUCCGGAUAGCAGACGCCAACCUCCGGUACUCUCCGAACAGCCCGACGAGACGCGGACCAUGACUACACCGGCUGCUGAAGGCUGACUCAACUUCUCGUCGGUACCGCAUGGCCUUCGACUGGAACGUGCAGUGUCGUCUCCCGCACGGUCAUCUCGCGUGAAUCGGGCUGAACACUUCUGUGCUGGCACAGGACCGGUGUGUGGGAGUGCGGAGAGUGCUGGAGGUUAUAGUGUGUGCAGUGGGAACGCUCCUUCGGCGUGGUGGGAUCCCGCGUGUCAUCCCGCCGAGCGCAGUUACGCAGACACGGACUCGUUGAACUCACAAAAGCGGGCUGUGGUUGCUGGCUGUGUCUAAGGGACUUUGUGGAAUCGUUCUGUGCUUGGACGCAAUGACAAUAAUCGCCACGAAGAUCAAACGAAAAGUGAAGUGGGGAAAACUUUCGCCCCACAGUGACUCGGGUUGUAGACGUGUUUCCGCGCAACUUCUUAUCAACGCAACACUGGUUUUUAUGGAGUGGUUGAGAAGAUGUGGCUGUCAGCGGGUAGCCUUCCUCGCGCGGAAGUGUCAUACUUGAGGUGGGACAUCCCCGUGAACAAAGGCGGCUGUUAAAUCAUGCGUCGUGCUUUGUCCCGGCGACCAUGCUAUUCAUUGUUGGGUCCACCGACGACGCUCUGCGAGAACGUCUCGUGUUUACACCAGCGACGCCUUUGCGCACAUAUCUCAUUUGAGCAAGCGCGAUAGCUGGCUACUCGCGUGCAAGCCUAUACACCACGAGGCCAAAAAAUCAACUUGUUUUGUCUUGCAUUAACGUGUGUCAUAAUUUUACGCUCUGCCAUGUUUAGAGUGAGACAACACUGCCAGAGAGAUUCGUCCUGGACAGUUUUCACCGUGUGUUGUGUGCUCAGCCGAAGUGUCAAAGGUUAUUCGUCGACUGAUUUUGUAUACCAGCCGUCGCGUUUGUUUGUAGUACGACGCGAGGACGCUCUACGAACCCGCCAGACGGUUUAUUCGAGGCACGCGCCGCUGACGAUUCAAGUAGUUGUUCUCCUCGGAAAGCACCAACCUGAGCAGGAUCGAUGGGGAAGCGAAGUCUAACCAGACUUGAUUAGUGAGUUCAACCGGCAAGGCUGGGGGCUCGAUUUGUGAACAAGCCGGAGCAAAAGAAAUCAAUCUACAGUGUAAGGUGAAUGAGACUGCAGCGAGAAAUUCUGCAAUACCGAAUUUAGAUUGGGGUUGAGAUCCACAAUGCAGGACCAACUCGGCCAGUGAUAUGUUCUUCAAAACCGCAUUUCACUGAAAUUGAAAACGUCCGCGUACAAAUGGCAUUUACCGCCGUCGUAUCUAAACAUAAUUUUGGCUCUAUUCGCCAGCUAUUUGGACCAAGAAUUAUUUUUCAAGUUGGCCGAAGCUUCACUGUCAAUUCCUGAGUGUGAAAUCUGGUUGAAUAAAACGUCAAACGAGUGUGGCUACAAGGUUCAGUGUGCUCGGCAGUGCAAAGAUCAUGAGUUUCGUUGGUUGGCUGGUUCACCUUGCUGAAGCGCACAACUUCUGCCAGCAAUUUAAAUUGAAACGGUGAUGAGCUGACGUAAAAACCAAGUGAGCGCCAUCAACUCUUCCGACUGAAAUCCAGCGGGUGGAUGCGUAUCAAGAUGGACCACGCAAGUUCUACCAAACAUUCGAUUCGGCAAUGCAGGUGCAACCAAGUUCAAGAAGUGAAUCGAGUUGGGCAGAAAAAUUCUAGCGACAAGUUCCAUCGUGGGGUUUUUCCAGAAAAGCUGGCUAACCUUUCCAAUCAUGAAGCGGAGAGUAGAUGGUCUGUGAACUCGGCUGGCUACACUCAUCAACAAGAGUAACGAUGGCUGUAGAAGAGUGAUCUCCGAAAUUGGUGAGACGGGUAUCGGCACCUACCAUUUGCCGCGUUGGUGGAACGUGCAGCGAGAAAGCUUGCUUUGCCUACGUCGUACAGACCGAAUCGCCGGGAGUCUAGUCCUGUUCAAGGAGUUCUACCGGGUUCACACCGGCUACAGACUGCUCCAAACAAAGGACAGUCCCGGUAUUACCGUCGGCGAAGUAUUAUCUCGGAGCACUCCGGUGCUGCAACUCAUUCAACGCGCGUAGAGACGAUGACGUCACGUCGAUUACUGCAUGUUGUACUUCGUGUACAGUGCUCCGUUGUGUUGGAACGUCGCCUUUGUUACAUCCCGACAUCCACGAAAAAAAAAAGUUGUCGAGAACAAUGACUCUAAGAUGGAAAAAUGAACACGUGUAUGUGUACAAUCACGAUGCCAGUAAAACGAAACCAGCGAGAUGUGUACGGGAACGUUUGAAUUGAGGGGAUCAUAUCAUAAAACAAGCAUGUAUACCCCCA